UCUGGCUCACACACACCCUUUGCAGACCGGGCGCUUAGUGCCUAAUGGCACCGAAGUGACGGGGCGAGCGCUGCUCCAGCGCGCUGGGCCCCCGCCGAUGAACCCCUCCUAAUAGCGCCGAGGGGUCGGGAGGGACGGCGAGGAGGGGAGAGCCCGAGGGGCCGGCCGGGAAGAGAAGGAUAGCGGUGUGCGGAAGAGGACGGACCCGCGAGCAGCUUCACGGCUACCUGUCGACACAUGCUGUGCUCCAUGGCUAACUCGGGCUGCCUCCUUGUCUCCAACUCAGGCAUGCUUCCUCACUCUCUCCCCUGUCCUCCAGCCUUCCUCUACCUCCAACAGGGUAACCAGGACGCAACGGCUCCGCCGGACGCGAUGGCUCAGCCCUAUCCCCCGGCCCAGUACCCACCACCCCCCCAGAACGGGAUCCCCGCAGAGUACGCGCCGCCACACCCGCACCCCACGCAGGACUACUCGGGGCAAAGCACAGUACCGGAGCACGCCAUGACCCUCUACACACCAGCACAGAGCCACGCCGAGCAGCCGGGCACCGACGCCAGCACACAGUCCAUAGCAGGGACGCAGACGGUACCGCAGACAGACGAGGCGGCACAGACAGACAGCCAGCAGCUACACUCCUCAGACAACACAGACAAGCAGCAGCCCAAGAGGUUACACGUCUCCAACAUCCCCUUCCGAUUCCGGGACCCUGACCUGCGGCAAAUGUUUGGGCAAUUUGGGAAGAUUCUGGACGUGGAGAUCAUUUUCAAUGAGCGGGGCUCCAAGGGUUUUGGGUUUGUAACUUUUGAAACUAGCACAGAUGCCGACCGGGCACGGGAGAAGCUGAAUGGCACCAUCGUAGAGGGCCGGAAGAUUGAGGUGAACAACGCCACGGCCAGGGUCAUGACCAACAAGAAGGCAGCCAACCCCUACACAAAUGGCUGGAAGCUGAACCCAGUGGUGGGAGCAGUCUACGGCCCUGAGUUCUACGCAGUAACAGGGUUCCCAUACCCUGCCACGGGGACAGCCGUGGCCUACCGAGGGGCACACUUACGGGGACGAGGACGUGCCGUCUACAACACCUUCCGAGCUGCCCCCCCGCCACCACCCAUCCCCACCUAUGGCGCGGUUGUCUACCAGGAUGGAUUCUAUGGAGCCGAGAUCUACGGGGGCUAUGCUGCCUACAGAUACGCCCAGCCCGCAGCUGCAGCAGCAGCAUACAGCGACAGUUAUGGCAGAGUGUAUGCAGCAGCAGACCCCUACCACCACACCAUCGGCCCUGCCGCCACCUACAGCAUCGGCACCAUGGCUAGUCUAUACCGAGGAGGGUACAGCCGCUUCACUCCCUACUAGCAAGACAGACCCAGCCCCUCCCACCACUAACCCUGAGCGCUCACUAGCACCAAACCAAACCAGGCAGACAGAGCCGGGCCGGGUGCCAGAGGGACCGCGGGGCUGCCGGGGCUGGAGUCCACUGGGCUCUGCGGGGCCUUGGCAGCCCACGCCAUGGGGUUCCCUCGAGCCGCUCCAUCCCACCGCCCGCCUCUCCUGUGCUGUCCACCUGCCCCCGUGCAAUCCUGUGCCUCGGUGCUGCCCAGUGCUGUGGGGCCCCAGGCAGCUCCUGACCCUGGCAUUCCUGGGACCCUUGUCCCCAACAGCACCCACUCCCAAAGCUGGGCCAGGGGGUCCCCGGGCAGCUCCAGCAUGGUUACAAGC
Messenger RNA from Calypte anna (Anna's hummingbird), 1713 nucleotides. It is a transcript of the gene RBFOX3, whose product is annotated as RNA binding fox-1 homolog 3. Gene Ontology annotation, biological process: nervous system development; regulation of alternative mRNA splicing, via spliceosome. Gene Ontology annotation, cellular component: cytoplasm; nucleus. NCBI's taxonomy places the organism in Eukaryota, Metazoa, Chordata, Aves, Apodiformes, Trochilidae. Gene Ontology annotation, molecular function: mRNA binding. The coding region runs from base 238 to 1350 and encodes 370 amino acids. The transcript is spliced from 12 exons. The record is from RefSeq and is a predicted model, not a curated record.